Pygocentrus nattereri (red-bellied piranha) is the source of this 8350-nucleotide messenger RNA. Its product is annotated as dedicator of cytokinesis protein 3-like. Gene Ontology annotation, biological process: small GTPase-mediated signal transduction. The transcript is spliced from 54 exons. Gene Ontology annotation, cellular component: plasma membrane; cytoplasm. Lineage: Eukaryota; Metazoa; Chordata; Actinopteri; Characiformes; Serrasalmidae. The record is from RefSeq and is a predicted model, not a curated record. Gene Ontology annotation, molecular function: small GTPase binding; guanyl-nucleotide exchange factor activity. The coding region runs from base 582 to 6797 and encodes 2071 amino acids.
GUGGUGAAGAUGGCGCAGCGUGACUCUGCCACAUUCUCUAGAACCUCGACGACCAGUUUGAACUGGCGAGCUUCUGCAGUUCAGCCAGUCCAGUAAGAAAGAAGCAGAGGCGGCGACUCGAACUGGCCUUUCAGCCUCACACUGAGCGAGGAGAAGGAGGAGGGGAUGUGUGAGCUAGGCUAGCCGAGCAAGAGCUAAAAUAAAUAAAUUAGCUCGACUCGAGCGCGCUCACAUACUGCAGCAGUAAGAGCCGAGAUCAGAUUUCCGCUCAUUACCCCAGGUAGAGAGAGAGAGAGAGAGAGAGAGAGAGAGAGACUGGGCAUCUGCAGCAUUCACUGAUGACUCGCGUUUUGGGGAGGCAAAACACGAAAAGAAGCGACCGUGACAGACUGCGGGAAUGAAAGAGGACAUCCCAACGGUCGCAUUUUCAUAUUUUCCUCGGCGUGCUGCCAUGUAGCGCUCAUAGAACAUGUAGUUCUGUGAAGUCCGUCUAGCCGAGCCCUUCAUCUUGCGAGCAUCCUCCCACGACACCAGCGGAAUGGAGAUCGGCUUGCGAGGAAUCUAAACCAUCACUAGAAAUAAUGUGGAUCCCAACGGAGGAUGAGAAAUUCGGAGUUGUGAUAAGCAGUUUCCGUAGUUCUGUCAGUCAGUCUCUGGUGCUGGAGCUUGGAGAGACUGUCCAAAUCCUCGAGAAAUGCGAGGGAUGGUACAGAGGAUUUUCUACCAAAAGACCGACAGUUAAGGGGAUUUUUCCAACCAACUAUGUGCACUUAAAGAAAGCAACAGUUACCAACAGGGGGCAGUGUGAGACAGUGGUUCCUCUGGAGGAUCCGAUCAUCACUGAAAGCACCAGUACGCUGCAGGAAUGGGGCGUGCUGUGGAAACAGCUUUACGUGAAACACAGAGUCGAGCUGUUUCAGAAGCUGCGUCAUGUGAUGAACGAGCUGAUGGACCUGCGGCGUCAGCUGAUCUCAGGUCACAUGACCCAGGAACAGAGCCGUGAGGUCAAGCGCCACAUCACCCUGCGCCUGGACUGGGGCAACGAACACCUGGGAUUAGAUCUGGUGCCUAGGAAAGAGUUUGAGAUGGUGGAUCCAGACCAGUUCAGUGUAUCUGACCUUUACAAGAUGCAUACAUCCAGCAGACAUUGUGGUCAAUCAAGUACAGCACAGGGCCAGCGUCAUGGUGAUGGCUCCCGAACGCUGAUUGCUCACCAUCUCUUUCUCAACCUGAAAAGCUUCACAUAUAACAGCAUCAGCGAAGAUACAGAGGUGUUUUUCAGCCUCUAUGAUGCCCGGGAGAGCAAAUACAUCAGUGAAAGGUUUCUGGUAAAGCUAAACAAAAAUGGUGGGCCACAGAAUCCAGAGAAAGUGGACAGACUCUGUGCUCUUUUUACGGAUUUGAGCACAAAAGAUCUCAAAAAAGAGCUCUAUAUUGUUGCACAUGUCAUCAGAUCGGGUCGUAUGUUGCUGAAUGACUCAAAGAAAGGACCUCCACAUGUGCAGUACAGGCGACCAUAUGGCUGUGCCGCCCUGGCCAUGAGUGAUGUUUUCAGUUCCAUCACAGAUCCUAGAGAGGAAAAGGACUUUGUGCUCAAAAUUUAUACCUGUAAUAAUGAAAGUGAGUGGUAUCAGAUCCAUGAGAACAUAAUACGAAAAUCCAGCACAAAAUACUCUGCACCUAGCACAAACUACGGUCUGAUAGUAUCUUUGCAGUUGUUCCGUGGAGAUUUAGAUACCUUGAGAAGAGAAAACCAUGUGAUGUUCAGUAGGGGUGUCACUCUUACUCGUAAACUAGGAUUCCCAGAUGUCAUUUUACCAGGGGACAGUCGGAAUGACCUGUAUCUGAUGCUGGAGCGGGGUGAUUUUGAGCGUGGGGGGAAGAGCGUGCAGAAGAACAUUGAGGUGACUGUGUAUGUGCUGUAUGCGGACGGAGAGACACUAAAAGACUGUAUCCACGUGGGCUGUGGAGAGCCCAGUGUUAGUGAACAUUGCUCCUUUGUGCUGUACCACAACAACAGUCCUCGCUGGAGUGAAAGCCUCAAACUGUCCAUUCCUAUUGAACGCUUCCGUGGAUCGCACCUACGCUUUGAGUUCAGACACUGCUCCACAAAAGAUAAAGGAGAGAAGAAGCUCUUUGGUUUCUCGUUCACGCCGCUCAUGAGGGAGGAUGGGACCACCUUAUUGGAUGAGUGCCAUGAGCUGUAUGUCUAUAAGUGUGAUGAGAACACUACGUUCAGUAAUCAGGGUUUGUAUUUGAGUAUGCCGUGCUGUAAGGCAGAUUUGAACAGCUGUCCUGCUAUCCCAGCUUCAUUUCCUUUCCAACGGAGCAACAAGGAGAGCUUCUGUAUCAGCACGCUGCUGGCUUCAACAAAGCUUACACAGAACGUGGAUCUUCUGACUCUGCUGAAGUGGAAAGCUAAUCCCGAGAGAGUUCUGGACAUCCUCGGCCGAUUACGUGUUAUCAGUGGAGAGGAAAUUGUAAAGUUCCUGCAGGAUGUACUGGACACACUGUUUUCUCUUCUUGAUGAUAACAUUGACAAAUAUGGACCACUAGUGUUUCAGUCUCUGGUGUUCAUCAUCAACCUCCUCAGGGAUUCACGGUAUUACCAUUUUCGGCCAGUUAUGGACGCCUACAUACACAACCAGUUUGCAGGAGCGCUGGCCUACAAGGAGUUGAUCCGCUGUCUGAAGUGGUACAUGGAUCGCUCUGCUGAGGUUGUACGCCAAGACCACAUUCAAGAUGCUAUGAGGGCACUGGAGUAUCUGUUUAAGUUUAUAGUCCAGUCUCGGGCUUUGUAUUCGCGGGCUACGUGUGGUUUGGAGGAGGAGCAGUUCAGAGCCAGCAUUCAAGAGCUCUUCCACUCCAUCCGUUUUCUGCUCAGUCUGGACGGACGUAAUGCUGAGACACUGGUCUGCACACAGGCUGCAUUAUUAAACAGCUUCCCAGACAUCUUUGAUGAGCUUCUUCAGAUGUUUACAGUGCAAGAGGUGGCAGAGCUGGUGAGGGGGACACUAGCGAGCAUGCCCGGUACGGUGGACAUUGGUCAGUCCAUGGACGUGGUCAAACUCCAAUCUAUCUCUCGUACUGUGGACAGCAGACUCUUCUACUUCCCAGAAUCCCGGAGUAUUCUGCUUCCAGUAGUAUUACAUCACAUUCACCUGCACCUGAGACAGCAGAGAGAGCUGCUGUUGUGUGCAGGAAUUUUGAGCAGCAUCUUCUCCAUCCUCAACACAAGUGCUCAGGAGUCUUCGUGUGUGCAGGAGGAGGUGGAGAUGAUGGUGGAGAGUUUGCUGGACGUGUUACUGCAGACCCUCUUGUCCAUCAUGAGUAAGAGCCAGGCAGUGGAAAACAGCCGGAGUCAGCGCUGUCCCCAGUGCACUGCAGAGAUAACGGGCGAGUAUGUGUCCUGUUUGCUGUCUCUGCUGAAACUGAUGUCUGAGUUGCAUUUCCACCACCUGCUCAACAACUUCCACAGCAAAGAUGAACUCAAGGAGUUUCUGCUGAAGAUAUUCUGUGUGUUCAGAAAUCUGAUGAAGCUUGGUGUGUUUCCACGAGACUGGAGUAUUAUGCGGCUACUCACCAGCCAGAUCAUUGUGACAACAACCCGAUAUCUGACUCCUGCACUUCAUAAGAACUUCUCAGAUGCAGACUUCGAUUUUAAGGUGUGGAACUCCUUCUUUAGUUUGGCUGUGCUAUUUAUCAGUCAGCCAAGCCUGCAGCUUGAGUCUCUCAGUCAAGUGAAGAGGAAAAGAAUAUUGGACAAAUAUGGAGAUUUGAGAGUACAGAUGGCAUAUGAGCUAUACAGCAUGUGGCAAAAGCUAGGGGAUAAUAAGCCUCAUUUCACCCCUGGGAUGAUGGGGCCAUUCCUAGGGGUAACUCUUGUUCCUCAAGCUGAGGUCAGAAACAUUAUGAUUCCCAUUUUCCAUGACAUGAUGGACUGGGAACAACGCAAGAAUGGCAACUUCAAACAGGUUGAGGCAGAGUUGAUGGAUAAACUGGAUAGUAUGAUGUCAGAUGGGAAAGGAGAGGAAAACCACAGAGAACUCUUUGGAUUACUGACUCAGCUUUUCGGACCAUAUCCGAGUCUGUUGGAGAAGAUGGAGCAGGAGACAUGGAGAGAGACGGGAGUGUCUUUCAUCACCUCAGUUACACGCCUCAUAGAGAGGCUUCUAGAUUACAGGGAUAGUGUGAGAGGAGAAGAAACUGAGAGCAAAAAACUGGGAGCCAACAUCAUGAAUUUCUACAAGUGUGAGAUAACCAAAGAAGACAUGUACAUCCGCUACAUUCACAAGCUCUGUGACCUCCACUUGCAGAUGCAUAACUACACAGAGGCUGCAUUCACAUUGCUGUUGUACUGGGAGCUGCUGCAGUGGUCUGAGCAGCCCCUCCGAGACCUCAUGCAGUACCCUGCACAGAGCCAGUGGCAGCGCAAAGAAACCCUGAGCAGAAAGAUACUGCACUACUUCAACAAGGGCAAGUGUUGGGAGUAUGGGAUUUCUCUGUGCAGAGAAUUGGCCCUCCAGUACGAGAUGUUAUAUGACUACCAUAGCUUGAGCUGGAUACGGAAAAUGGAGGCCAGUUUCUAUGACAACAUCAUUGAGCAGCAGCGUCUGGAGCCCGAGUUCUUCAGAAUGGGCUUUUAUGGACGCAAGUUUCCUUUUUUCCUGCGAAAUAAGGAGUUUGUGUGUAGAGGCUACGACUAUGAGCGCCUGGAGGACUUUCAGCAGAGGAUGCUGACCGAGUUUCCACAAGCCAUUGCACUUCAACACCCCAACCUACCAGACGACAGCAUCCAACAGAGUGACGCCCAAUACAUUCAGGUCUAUGCUGUAACCCCUGUGUCUGAACUCUCUGAUGGGCCAAUGAUGGACAGGGUGCCCGAGCGGAUCAAAAGCUUCUAUCGUAUCAACAACGUCUCCCGCUUCCACUAUGACCGGCCCUUCCACAAGGGCCCCAAAGACAGAGAAAACGAGUUCAGGAGUUUGUGGAUAGAGAGAACCACUCUGGUUCUGUGCCGCCCCUUGCCGGGUAUCUCCCGCUGGUUUGAUGUAGAGAGAAGGGAGGUGGUGGAGGUAAGUCCUUUGGAGAAUGCCAUAUAUGUGGUGGAGAAUAAAAACCAGGAGCUGCGCACCCUGAUCAGCCAGUAUCAGCAGCGCCAUCACCAUGGCAACAUCAACCUGCUGAGCAUGUGUCUAAACGGUGUGAUUGAUGCAGCCGUGAAUGGCGGGAUAGCACGCUACCAGGAGGCAUUUUUUGAUAAAGACUACAUCAGCAGCCACCCAGAGGAGAUGGAGAGAAUCACUCAACUAAAAGAGCUAAUGCAGGAACAGGUUCACAUUCUGGGAGUAGGCCUGGCUGUCCAUGAGAAGCUGGUACAUCCUGAAAUGCGUCCCCUGCACAAAAAGCUGGUUGAUCAGUUCCAUGUGAUGAGGAGUGGUUUAUCUCAUGGUGUUGCUGCACUGGAUCGUUUCUGUCCUUCUGGUAUGAGAAUUCUGCCACCAAGCCCAGAGAGUAGCCGAGUAAUUCACAGGCACAGUCCCCUUGGCUCUCUUCGCCUCCCCUCCUCCCACCCUCCUAGUGAGGGCGGACCUUUGAUGAUUUUGACAGAUGGGCUAAUAGACCAACCAGAAGAUACUCCACUCAUGCAGCCAAGUCCUUCGUCCUCAAGCCUCAGCUCCAUUCGUUCCUCUUCCUCACAGAUGAUAAACUCCGCUCCUUCUAGUGCGAGAGGUUCUCCCUCUCUCUCUGAUAAGAACAAGAAUAACCGUGAGCUGCUGAUGUUGUUACCUCCACAUAGGGAGAGACCUAACAAUACUGCUUACUAUGGCAACACUGAGAACGGACAGAUGAACAACCUUCAGCGUUCUAUACUACAGCAGCAUAGUCCCUGCAAACCAUGUACUGAUCCCCACUCAGGCCUCACUGACCGAGGAUACCCUACAGCCCCCAGCAGCUGGAGUUUGGAUGGAGAAGCAGGAUCAUACAUGCAAAACCCUGGUAUUCUGACAGCACCUUAUGGCUCUUCCCGCACCUUUCCACAGGGUCAUUUCCUGAUGCACUUUGAUACAUUCCAGCAGCAGAUGAAUGAGCCUCCGCCAAUUUUGCCUGUGCGCUCACUCAGAAAGUCUCCUCUACACCCUAUCCCCGGUUCUCCCACCAGUCCUGUGUCAGUUUUGGGUGGCAGCAACUCUACUCUGUCCGGCAGCGCAAGCAGCGGCGUCUCCUCCCUCAGUGAGAGUGUUCACAGUCAUGCUGACACACCCAGUCGUCACGACAACACCCACAGUGACUCCUCCAGUCGUCAUGAUGGCCCUGUCUCGGGCCAUGCUGACACCCCUAGUCGCCACGACAAUCCUAUAGACGCUGCUCCUGUGCAUUACUGGAGUCCUGAUGAGCACAUAAGUUCGCAGUAUCAUGUGCACUUCAGUGGAGUGCCUGAGCAUGUGCACGAACAUGUGCACUACCCGUCGGUUCCUGAGCAUGGUCAGUAUGGCCAUGGCCAUGGCCACUAUGGCACUGCUACAGAACAUGGCCUCUACAGUCCAGAAGCUGAAUCGACGGAGCCUCAACGGCCUUGCCAUCUGCGCCCAGCGGGUUUCAACCCCAUGCAGGACCACCACCACGCCUCAUUGCGCCGGGCCGGACCACCAGCCGUUCCCCCAAAACCUAGCCAGAGGGAGGAGGAGGGAGGGUUGGGGGUCCAUCCGGUGCCUCUCCCCCGCAGAAUAUUCCCUCCUCACCGUGCGACCUGGGAGCAGGGCAUUAGGGAAGAACAAGAGGAGAAUGCGGGAUGAGGAAUCGGAGAAUGCAGGAUGAGAAGGAGAAAAAGAAAGAAGGCAGCAGAGAGGCUGAAGCAGGGACGAAGCACGAUCCUGGUCUUAUGAGGCUUUGUACAGGUGUCCCAUCUGCAUAGACUUCAUGAGAACAUGUGAGGAAUACCUCUAGACCAGGACCUGCCUCGCAUCGCAGAUUCUAGAGAAAACAGCACCAUGCUUCGGCUUGCAGCACAUGCUUACGAUCAUACUCUGGUGUCCAAAAUGUCUGUGAGCAUGGUUUUUUUGUUCCCUUCAAAAGAAAAAGCUAUAUUUUGUGAGUAUGGUGAAGAAUAUAAAAUAGACAAUCCCUGUAGUCUCCUUGCUUUGUGCGGUCCUCAGUCUUCUAAAGUGGCAAAAAAGGAGGGGCUUUCCCCUUCGAUUGCAAUGCUUUGAAAAUGGUAACAUGCCCCAGUUUGACUGGAAAAAUCUUUCUCUCUAACCAUGUAGAUUCCAAACAUUUUGCUUCUCGACAGAAUUCUGAAAGUUUCUCUCUGCAGCACUUUACAUAUUUCUUAGUCUUGCAAAUGUUCAGAAACCUACCGAAAUGGUGUCUUCAUAAUGGCGAGAAAGGAGACAACUUGUGGCCUCUUGAUGGUUAGGUCAAGAAACAGAAUUUGUCUCACCUUUCAGGCUACAAAUCAGGUACUGCUAGGUUUGCAUUGUUGAUACUCCUCUGUCUCAUGUAUGUACCAUAGCUCUUUUCUUCCUGAAUUCCUUGCAGAUAACCUCUGGCUAGUUUAGUGUAGGUGUAAAUACUGUAUGCUGUUGUACUAGCUACACAAGCACAUGGACCUCACAUGAAUCACUUCUCAUUCAGGAAGCAUUUGAAUGCGUUGUCUUGGUCGUAAGUGAUCCAGCUAGUACUCAUUACCUCUAAGAAGGAAUAACGUGGCAAACAGGACUGCCAGUUACAAUGAGUUGUAAUCUAGUCAGGUCUGGAUUGAACCGUUUGAUUGUACUUGUGACUUUACCAGCUUGUAAAUGUUUGGCUCAUUUAACAAGGAUGGCGAAUACUACCUUUCUUUUAUGUUGGAAUUAUUCUGUUUUACAGUAACCUUAAUGAAUUUAAACCAAAUUCAGGGUUAUUUUCCAAAGUUAGUGGGAACAUUCCCCUCCAUUGCAACUGUGCUAGCAAGACACAUGCAGGUGCCAAACCUCAGGUGUAUCCGAGCGUUAGAUGCUAAGGAGCAUGGUGGCUACAGGGGUACCACACCAAAAACCUUCAAUGCAUAAUAUUACAAUGUACAUUUAGUCACUGUACAUACGUAAGACAGCCUGGUGAUACAUGCUUUUGAAUAAUCACAUACCCUCAAAGCUGUUGUGUCAUUGUUUUAUGUACAUAACCCAGAAGUGGUAUAUGAAGAUUAUUGGAAAUUCAUGUUUAUAUUGGGCAAAUUACAAUAGAUUGUGAUUGUCUCAUUUGUUCUAGACUUGAGAUAUUAAGUCUGAAGAAAAAAUUCAUUUAUACUCUUUUCAAUGUGCCCUCUUGUACAUAUUGUGAACGCAUGAAUAAAUGGUGUUAUAAAUUUUAA